UCGAGCUCUCACUGUCCCCAGGAGGUGAACUUGAGUGUGAGAGGGCAAACUGAGGCUAAGGCGAUAAAGAUUUGUCCUCCAAUAAACCUGGUGAUAAGAACAAGAAGCAGUCAUUUAAAUACGUAUUCAGGGUUUAAUGUCGUCUAGGUUGUUAAUCCAGCUACAACACCACAAAGACUUUGCCUGAGAUGUAUGAAGCAAACAUUUGUUCUUGUGCUUUUUGUUUUACAGCACAAGCAGAAUUUGUUUAAAAUAUAAAUCUGUCUGUGAGGAGCUGAUAAGAGCAGAUAUGACAUUAUAGAGCAUGUUCCCAUAUUUACAAUGAGCACGCCUUGAAUUAACAGCUCCCGAGGGAAACUGGAAACCUUGACAUGAGUGGAUUCUGACUAACGGUGUUCUUAGAAGUUUAGGCUAUUGCAAUGCAGCCUCUCGCUCCUCCCACCUGAUGACCAUGUGAUGCAGGUCAAACACAGGCUGACAGGAGAGAGAGAGAGGACAACCCCAUUGUCCUCACCUUACAGAGAGAGGACGAGAAGAAGAAGAAGAAGAAGAAGAAGAAGUCAGAGAACAGGGGAAGGUAUUUUAUUUUGAACUGCUUCUGAAGUCAUUAACGGUGAUAAAUCCCUGGAAAUGUGGAACAGAGGAGAUGCAGAGAAGAACUCCUGCGUGGAUCAACUAAGGGAUUCUCAGCCAUGCAAAAAAUUAUCCCAUUCCAUCGAAGCGAUACUGAGGAGGCCCACGUGUGUCCGAAAGGAGAAGAGAGUUCACCGGAGCUGGUCCGUCAUCAAGGAGAACACCAGGGAAUCGACACAGCACUCGUGUACAGAACCUCCACAAACCCGACUACUUGAGGAGUCUCCAAAGGCCACGUCAGACUGCAUCGGCCAGAGGAAGAAAAGGCAAACCAGGGUCACGUUCACACCGUACCAGGUGAAGGAGCUGGAGAAGGUUUUCCAGCAGACCCACUACCCAGACGUCAACACCAGAGAGCAGCUGGCCUCGGGUCUGCACCUCACCGAGGGCCGGAUACAGAUUUGGUUCCAGAACCGCAGAGCCAAAUGGAGGAAGGCCGAAACCCUGAAGGACCUGGAGCUGAUCUCCAGGCAGCACGUCCAGUUCGCCAGUCACGAGCUGCAGUAUUAUGAGAAGCCUCAGCUGCAGCCGGUGUGCUGGCUGCCGUGUUGCCUCCUGAAACCUCCUCACCCCCGGCUGCUCCCCAGAACGACAUUAACACCGUCAAUGCACGUGCUGACCAACACACAUUCCCCAGAUUACAGGACUCUCUAUUUUGAUCUGCUGGGGACAGAAAGAUAGCACAGUCACUAUUUUUACGCUGAUGACACUAUUCUGGUUCCUUGAUUACUCGUGGUACAAAGAUCGCACUGACUUUCUAAUAAUAUGCAAAAUGACUUUUUACGUUUACUCAAUGGUUUGGUGUCUAAAAUGUGUUGUCCACCUGAUCUACAGUUUGCAUGUUUUGCAUUUUGUUCAUUUACUGUUCAUAUACUAUGACUAUUCUCUGUCUGUCGCCCUUUCACGUCUAACUCUGUCCUACCAAAUAAAAGCCUAAAAAGCCCAA
Messenger RNA from Hippoglossus stenolepis (Pacific halibut), 1579 nucleotides. RefSeq names its product homeobox protein aristaless-like 4. NCBI's taxonomy places the organism in Eukaryota, Metazoa, Chordata, Actinopteri, Pleuronectiformes, Pleuronectidae. The record is from RefSeq and is a predicted model, not a curated record. Gene Ontology annotation, biological process: regulation of transcription by RNA polymerase II. Bases 631 to 1314 code for a protein of 227 amino acids. The transcript has 5 exons. Gene Ontology annotation, molecular function: DNA-binding transcription factor activity, RNA polymerase II-specific; RNA polymerase II transcription regulatory region sequence-specific DNA binding.